Molecule: messenger RNA, 231 nt
Organism: Knipowitschia caucasica
Lineage: Eukaryota; Metazoa; Chordata; Actinopteri; Gobiiformes; Gobiidae
Source: the annotation of a GenBank genome assembly
AUGCAGCCACAGUUCCGUAACUUCGUGACACAUCCGCGACACUUUGCUGAGCUCCAUGAGACUUCAGCGGGGGUUCGAGGCUCUGUUUGCGGCGUGUGGAGGCGCCACGGCCGGGGUCAUGGUGCUCCCGUCUACCGGGGGAUGGAGGCUGUUGCUGCCCGCCUCCCUGGAGCUCCAAAGCGGAGUGAAGAGGACGGCGACCCGGGGGGAGUGUCAUACAGCGCGUACUAA